Clarias gariepinus (North African catfish) is the source of this 2223-nucleotide messenger RNA. It is a transcript of the gene shisal1a, whose product is annotated as shisa like 1a. The transcript has 5 exons. The record is from RefSeq and is a predicted model, not a curated record. NCBI's taxonomy places the organism in Eukaryota, Metazoa, Chordata, Actinopteri, Siluriformes, Clariidae. The coding region runs from base 52 to 756 and encodes 234 amino acids.
GGUUGGUUCGCAUCCGAGACACACAGCAGAUGUCCAAAUUCACAGUGGACUAUGAGUUUGCAGCAUGACGAGUGUAAGCAGACGAAAGAAAGCGGUGCGUGUGUGUUAGGUCACACCUUUCUCUCAAUCCGGCAACCCUUUUUCCUUCAUGAGGACAGAGAGAUGACCAUGCGAGGCCACUGGUCCUCCAACACCCUGGCCAUCAUCUUCCUCCUGCUCUCAACUGCAGCUCUUUCAGCACACUUCAGAGUUUGCGAACCCUACUCGGACCACAAAGGGCGGUAUCACUUCGGCUUCCACUGCCCUCGCCUCUCUGACAACAAGACCUACAUGUUCUGCUGUCACCACAACAACACAGCCUUUAAGUACUGCUGCAACGAGACGGAGUUCCAGGGCAUCAUGCAGCUUAACCUCACAACCCCCUCUGACGGUUUUGCUCACAAUAAUUACACCGCUCUGAUCGGCGUGUGGGUUUACGGUUUCUUCGUCAUGGUUCUGCUGGCUUUGGACUUCUUAUACUAUUCAGCCAUGAACUAUGAGGUGUGUCGUGUCUAUCUGGAGAAGUGGGGAUUGGGCGGUCGAUGGCUGAAACAUGCCAGGAACCAGUGGCACAGUGUCGCCGUAGCGCAGGAGGGAGAGCCGAGCUCAGGGACGAGUCUGAGUCACGGCCCUCACCAACAACAUCAUCCCAGACAGAGUUUAAGAGAAGAGGUGGAGAGUCCUACCCCCUUGACCUUCCAGACCUCCACAGCAUGAUACUUGAAGCUUGACGAAUUAGGAUGUACUUUGAGCAGCCGAAGCCAAGGAGAAGUAGCUACAGAAAGUUCACAAACUUUUCACCGGGUGACUUGCUCUGGAUUUAUAUUGUGAUGUGGAUUUUUUUUUUUUUUUUUGUUCAGUAAGGGAAACCUACUUAACCUAGUCGUCGGACCACCUGAUCCCUAUCUGCGCUACAGGAGAAGUGCUACGUACCUCCAACCCUUCAGCUGCUAAGCAUCCUGUUGUAAAUCGCUGCCCGGGUUAAAGGGAUAUGUAUGUUCUCUUAUGAUACUCACAACAAAAGGUGACAUGGAUGUCGAGACUGCAGUAAACACAAGACUAACUCUAGAUACUGAAUGUUCCUUUAUACUUUUUUUUUAUUAUUAUUAUUUAUUCAACGAUUGUACUGGUUCCUGCAGUGUUUUUGACAUUCAAGGAAUUUGGCUAGAAAUGUGAAAUCCGAGACUUAACCAGACAAAACCAAAAAGAAGCAUUUUAAGAUUCUUUGAGAUGGGUUUGAAAACUAUCGUACCACAGUUCGUAUCCACACAUCAACAUCACUCCUUGACAACGCUUCGUGUACUCUUGCAAUACAGCGAAGUACUUCUGAACUACUGAAGUUGAGAAUGUCAGAUAAAGCAAUAUGUCGCGCUAGAAAAAUCACGAAGACCUACAGUGGAUGUCAUGUGUCUGAUUGUUUCUAAUGAAUUACUUGAUUAUGUGGAUAUAUUGCCUCAGAGCUUUUUUUUUUGUCGUUCUUUAGGCUAGCUUUAGGGUGCAUUUACAUUGUCGCGAAAUGAGACCGUUGCUCUUAAAAGUUAAUCUAGGGUCUUCUUCUGCGCUUUAUUAUUAUUUUUAUAACACAUAUCCAUAGACGUGAGUACAGAAUGAAGAUCAGAAGUACUAAGAGAAGUGAUUAGGAAUACCUCUUGCCUCUCAUUAACGCUAAGCUUUUAACCCGACAUGACAUGAAACAAACUCUUGCUUUAGCAGCAAUGUGAAUGCACCGUCGCUAGAAAUCCUGCCGGUAGCUUUAUUUCCCAUGUGGAAAACAUGCACUGACUUGAGGUGAGUUAAUAGGAAUAGUCAAUGAGUAGUUAGUCGACUUGCAAUAAAGCACAGUAUUGUGUUGCAUUACGUUGUGAUAGAAAGAGCCUGUUUUGUGAUAUCGUUAUCGGUGUUUUAGGUGACUCUAAAAUAUCCUCCUAACAGCCGGGAACAUACUCAGUGGAACAGUAAUGGAUACUGUUGAUGGUGGUAAGUUGCCUUACAGUAAAAACUACCGUACACCUAGCACCAAUUGCGUUGUAGUGGCACGUGUGCUUCACUCCAGGUGUCGUGACUCAGUGCACCUGUUCUUAAUGUGGGUUUUUACGACCGUAUAAAGUGUUUGGAUUCAGUUUUGUCGUUAUUGCACUUGUUAACUUUUUACUGUCACGAGCUGAAACGAAAUAAAGAUCUAUC